Molecule: messenger RNA, 1089 nt
Organism: Monoraphidium neglectum
Lineage: Eukaryota; Viridiplantae; Chlorophyta; Chlorophyceae; Sphaeropleales; Selenastraceae
Exons: 6
Coding region: 1-1089 (362 amino acids)
Biological process (GO): proteasome-mediated ubiquitin-dependent protein catabolic process
Cellular component (GO): Cul4-RING E3 ubiquitin ligase complex
Source: RefSeq, a predicted model, not a curated record
AUGGCUGAGGGCUCGGGGAGUCGCUGGCUAGCCUGUCUGGGCGCGCAGAGCGAUGGCGACGCCACGCCUGAAGACGGCGCCGCCGCGGAGGCUCGCCGCAACGGCAGCGAUGGCGGCGACGACGACGACCGCGCCGCCGCGGCCGCUGCGGACGACAUGCCCAGCGGCGACCCGGCCAGCUACGAACUCGACGAGGACGAGGAUGAGGACGAUGACGAGGACGAGGACGACGAUGAAUACGAGGAAGACGACGACGAGGACGCCUCGGACAGCGACGGCGAGCUGCUUGAGGCAAACACGCCGCUCUGGUUUAUGCACGGCGCGCACCUCGGUCGCGCGCAGCGCUCCCAGCUGUUCGCGGGCUGCCGGCGGCUCAGCGACGCCCCGCCGGAGCCUCUGAGCCCGGAGGAGCAGCCGAUCGUGAUGGAUGUGCGGAUGAGCACCGCGGGGGCGGGGCCGCGGGACGUGCCGCUGAUCGGGCGCGGCAGCACGCCCGCGGAGAAGCGCCGCAGGACGCAGCCACCGCAAGCGCAGGAGGCGCCGGCAGUGGUCACUCGCAGCCGAGCCGCCACCGCCGCGCCGCCUCCGCAGCAGCAGCAGCAGCAGCCGCCAUCCUCCAGCUCCCGCCGGGAGCGGCAGCAGCGGCGCGAGGGCGGCGGCGGCGGCGACGGCGGCGGCGGCCUGGUCAACACCGCGCGGCUGCUCGCUGCCCGGGAGUAUGGGCUGUCCGGCGCCGCGCCCGGCUUUGCGCGCGCGCAGCAGCGGCACAUUACCUGCGAGCGCCACUUGCCGGUGCACCCCCGGAAGGUGCGUGACAAGAUGGACAGCCGCGCCUACAUUGGGCAGCACAGCCCAGACGGCCGCUUCUUUGUGGCCGCGUUCCAGGACAAGCGUGUCCGGCUGUACGACACCGCGCCCCGCGGCACCAGCGCCGCGGCGACCAGCAGCAGCGACAGCGGGCUCGACGCGCGCCCCGGGCGGACGGGGCGCGGCGGCAGCAGCAGCGGCGCCGGCGCCGGCGACGGCGGCGGCGGCGACGCUUUCUGGGGUCCGCGGGCGCGCGGCUACGGCGGGGCGCAAGCAGGAUGA